Salvelinus sp. IW2-2015 is the source of this 6363-nucleotide messenger RNA. Lineage: Eukaryota; Metazoa; Chordata; Actinopteri; Salmoniformes; Salmonidae. The record is from RefSeq and is a predicted model, not a curated record.
GAGGUGCUUGCUGUCCCUCCUGUGUCCUAGAAUGCAGUUUGUUUUCUAAAUCCCUACUGGUCACCCCUGUGGUUCUGGGCGGAUCUCUAGGCCCUUUUUCACGUGAGCCCUGUCUGCAAUUUGGAAGUCAACAGUUGCCUGUGUUGUUUUUCUAUUUCUCCCGACCCGUUUUCCUCGCUCCCAGUGUGUUGAUAAAAUGGAAGAAGGGAGAGGAGGACUUGAAGAGACAGGCGAGGAGGAUGUAUUCUAUUCUAUUCUAGAAUGUUCAAGUCUUGUGGAAGAGCAAACCAAAAGCAACCUAAAGGUGACCUCCCAGCAGAAGCCCUCAACACGACCUUAGCAGCUCCAGUGUAGGGGACCAGGCUGAGCACCUCUCCCUGGCCUCCCUGGAGUCUCUGGACACCAUGUCAGAGGCUGAUGCCCCCACCACCUUCACCAGAGGCAGCCGCUCCCGCGCCAGCCUGCCCGUAGUGCGCUCCACCAACCAGACCAGGGACCGCUCGCUGGGCGUGCUGUACCUGCAGUACGGAGAGGAGACCAAGCAGAUCCGGAUGCCCAAUGAGAUCACCAGUGGCGACACCAUCAGGGCUCUGUUUGUGAGUGCCUUCCCCCAGCAGCUCACCAUGAAGAUGCUGGAGUCUCCGAGUGUGGCCGUCUAUGUCAAAGAUGACAUGAGGAACAUGUACUACGAGCUUACUGACGUCAGGAAUAUCACGGAUCACUCCUGCCUGAAGGUGUACCACAAGGACCCCGCACAAGCCUUCAGUCACGGCCCAAGACCCACCAACGGCGAUGCCAGGAUGCACAGAGAGGUGAUGUAUGGCAGCAGAGAUGGCCAGCACCCCCCAAUGCGACAGCUCUCCAUGGGCCCCCCUCCACACCACCCCAUGCAGGGCUCCCUGUCCCCACCCACGGCCCACUCCCUGCCCCCCUCGCCCUCCCGGAUCCCCUUCGGCCCGCGCCCGGGGUCCAUGCCAGGCACUGCCACCAUGCCACGGGAGCGCAUCUCCAACGCCACCCCUCCCGCACGAUCCGUGUCCCCCUGCCCCAGCGCCAUCCUGGAGAGGCGGGACGUCAAGCCCGACGAGGACCUGAGUGCUAUGAGUCCCAGCCUAUUGAGGGGUGGAGAGGGGCUGUACGCCGACCCAUACUUGCUCCUCAACGAGGGGAGGAUGGGCCACGGCCUUGCCCAUGGAGGGCACCCUCCUGCUGGGGACAUUGUGGACCAUGGCAGCCUGGCUGGAUACCACCGUGUCUCCAUCCGCUCCACAGGCUCCUACAGCGGGCCCAGCCCCACCGAGGCCAUGGAACAACCGUCACUCUACCGCCAGAAGUCCAGGAAGUACGGAGACAGCCAGCUGCCCACGCUGGGCUCCAAGACCCCGCCCCCCUCCCCCCACAGGAUGGCAGAAGUGAGGAUGAUUGACAUCCAUGGAGCCACGCCUCCUCAUGGCGGCAUUCCCCUGGAGCGCUCCUCGCCUGUUCGUCAGACCUUCAGGAAGGAGGAAGUGGUCAAAAGCAGGAGUAACAUGGCAUCUCCAGUUGUGCCGGACCUCCAGGGUCACGGCCCUAUCCCUCCAGCCAACGACCCACAGACACGCGAACGACCCAUGAAGACAUCAAGACAAGCGUCUCCGGGUCAGAGUGCACACAGUGCAGGAGGUUCCCCUAUCCUAGCACCCAAAAGUGCCGCACUCCCCUCUGAGAGUGGCUCCACCCCUGCACUACCAGGCUCUGCCCCCUUUCAGGCCAACCUGUUCCAGUUCAAGAAGAACGUCUCGGACCUUCGGCUGCAGCUCCAUCAGAUGAGACAGCUGCAGCUCCAGAACCAGGAGGCUCUAUGUGUGCAGCUGAAGCGGGCUGAGCAGGAGAUCAGCGUGAAGCUGGUGGAGGCAAUGAAACGUCUGGAAGCCCCAGUCCAGAGACAGAGAAUCACUGGUGGAGGAGGACAGACACAGUACCUGGGCUUGGAGGAGAGGGUAUUCAACCAGCUAGGGGAACUGGAGCAUUAUGUGGACACUCUGAAGAGGGAGAGCAGCUCGGCGGGGGCUCACAGAGCUGUGACACUGAAGCAUGUGGAAGAGGGGGCUGUUAGCCUCAGGAGAGUGGGAGAAUCUCUGGCAGGACUCAGAGGGGAGUUCCCGCCGCUGCAGACCAGGAUGCGUUCGGUGCUGAGGGUGGAGGUGGAGGCAGUUAAGUUCCUCAAAGAGGAGCCCCACAAACUGGACAGCAUGCUGAAGAGAGUCAAGAGCCUCACGGAGACACUCAGCGGCCUGAGGAGAUGUGCUACAACCCCAAUAGAGAACAGCCCAGCCACCACCACCAUGGUGGACCCCGACCCCCCAGCGGAGCCUCCAGCCUCCCCCUCGGCCCUGCCCGAGCCCCAGAGCUCCUCCAUCAGGUCUGAGGUGGUCAUGCCCUCCUGCCCCAUGGUCAUCCACCACGUCCAGAGCUCUCCGGUCCACAUUCAGCAGUCCCAGCAGUCUGCAGCCCUGCUGGUCCAGCCCAGUCCCCCCAUAACCCCCACCCACAGCCAGGGCCGGGACUCCCCCAGCUCAGCCAAGGGUUCCACUGGCACCACCUCGGCCUCAAACUCCAACCCCUCCAGCCAGGGGGGAAGCCCUGCCCAGCAGAAGAAGACCCCUGCUGCCACUGCUGCUGCCAACCAAGAGCUGCCCACCCAGGCUCCGGUCAAUAACGGCAGCAAUGGUACAGGGAACUUCUUCAUCGAGGAGAUUCACACCAAGAGCAGCAAGAGCAAAAACAGGGCCAUGUCUAUAAAGGCAGCAGAGAAGGAGUGGGAGGAGCGGAGGCAGAACAUGGGCCACUAUGAUGGGAGGGAGUUUGAGAGGAUCCUGGAUGAGGCCCAGGCCAACAUGAUGAAGGGCAUCCCCUGUCUGGAGGUGCCGAGCGAGGGGGAGGCCUCUACAGUGACCCCUGCUGCCCUGGAGGACCAAGUGGAUUCCCCCAAGCCUGUGGCGCCAAUCACAGAAGAGACUCCGCCUGAGCCCAGCUCAGAGAAACCAGCCAUAGCCAAGCCUGCGUGUCCUGAGAAACUCCCCAAGCCGGUACUAGAGAAGCCCACCACCAAGCCCACCGCCCCUUCAGACAAAGUGGGCAAAGUCAGCUUGGAGGCCAGCAAGUCGCCUCCCCCUCCUCCACCCAGAAAAACCUUCUCCAGCUCUGGAAUGACCACCACUAGGUCUGGAGAGGUGGUCUACACCAGCAGGAAUGAGUCUGCCUCGGGACAGGAGGAAGAGGAGGCUGAGGUCCCAGCUGCCCAGCGCAAACCCACCAAGAUCCCCCCAGAGACCACGCCCUCCACCCCUGCCCCCGUUGCUGCCUCAGCCAUCCACGAGGAGGAGGAGGACGACGAGGGGGACAAAAUCAUGGCAGAGCUCCAGGUGUUCCAGAAGUUCACAGUUAAGGAUGUAGGGGUGAAAAGUAGUGUGCUAGAGACACACCCUACUCGAGUUGAGCCCCAGAUCAGAGAGCUAAGACCCGGGGCCUUAUUGCCCCUCAAAGAGAAAAAGAGCUCUGAGAACACUCGUGAGGACAAAGAUCCCAACGUGGAUGAAAACGGGAACACCACCCCUCUUCGUCAGAGCCCUGGGGUCAUAUACUACGUAACUGGGCAGAUCUCCAAAGAGCAGCCACCACCCCUGGCCCCAGUGGAGGAGGCUCCUGAAUGCAGAGACAACCCUACACUGUCCCCCUCACAGGUGUCAAAUGUGAAUGCUAAUGACAAUUCUCCAAGCCAGCAGCCACAGCAGCCGCAACCGAAACCCCAGCAGUUAGGGCCACCCAUAUCUCCCAAGCCUCUGUUCUUGAAUUUCCCCAGCCCUCUGUCUCAGAAACAGGUGGUGAGAUCAGAGUCGUUGAAGACCAGCCCAGGAGUGGUAGAAGGGGUUCUGGAAAGCCCAAGGGCCAACACUGUAGAUAAGCCUCAGAUAAGCACAGUCAAGAGACUUGAGACUCCAGUCUUCUCAGUCGUCCAGGAGUCCAGCAUUUCACUUAGUAAGAGUGUUGUGUUGCCCGCUGCAUUGCCUAAAGUCUCUCCACCAAUCACCAUGACAGAGGCUCUUAAGGCAGUGGUGUCUCCCACAGAGAAGGCCCUUAGUGAGGCCACCAAUCAACCCAGAGAUCAGCCCAGACCCAAGUAUGAGGAAGUGGAAGAGGAGGCCUUUCUGAGCCCUGACCUCCCUGGUGAGGAAGGCCCUCCGCCCCCAGACAACAUCGCCUUCAUGAUCACCAACACCAAGGUCCAGGCCCUGUCCUGUGGGGAGUACCAGGAGCUGGUCAACGCCAAACGGGGCAUCCAGACCGUGACCGUGUGUGGGGGACCUGGGAAACGGGAGAUGACCAACACCACCCCGGGCGGCUCGGCGGGGUCACAGGACAAUGGCUUCAACAACAAGAAGCCGGUCAUCAUCAUCUUUGACGAGCCCAUGGACAUCCACUCGGCCUACAAGCGCCUGUCCACGGUGUUUGAGUGUGAGGAGGAGCUGGAGAGCAUGCUGGCCGCGGAGCGCAUAGACGAGGAGGACGAGGAGUUGGAGGAGACAUGGGGGAGCAGCGGCGGACUGCAGAACGCAACCAGUGUCGCUUCCCCUACUAGUCGGAUGCCAGUGCCCCUGUCUGCGAAGUCCAGGCAGUCGCCAGGGACUACUACUGACAAAGCAGGAAAACAGCAAAAGCUACAGGACAGCACUCAGAGGCAGUUUCGACAGGCUAACGGAAGCGCUAAAAGAGCGGGGGGGGAUCAUAAAACUACUUCCCCUACUUUACCUGCCUCUAAAAUCCCAGCUUUUUAUCCUAGCUCUGGUAAAGGCAGCACCUCCCAGUCUGCUCCAAACUCAGAUGCUACUAACCCUAUUAACCUUUCCUCCUCUUCCAACUCCUCCUCUUCCUCCCCCCACACCACCAAGUCCUCCAUCCCAUCCCCUCACGCCCCCCGCCACCCUGGCUCGGCCCUCUCCACCUUCUCCCACAUCCCCUCGCUCUCUAACGGUUCCUCCCUUAAACUCCCCACACCCUCUCACACCGGUAAAGCUCUCUCGUUCUCCUCGCAGACUCAAAACGGUCGAGCACCCUCCUCCUCCUCCUCCCCCUCCCCUCUGUCGCCCACCCCGUUGGGCCCGGGUGUGAAGAGCAUCCGCACCAUACACACCCCCAGCUUCACCAGCUACAGGCCCCAGAAUGGCAGCAGCGGCAAAUCCUGCAUCCCAACCACCACAGCAGCCAAGGACUCCACUUAGUACAGUAGCCCUGUUUGGGUUUCUGCUCUCUCUCUCUCUCUCUCUCUCUCUCUCUCUCUCUCUCCCCCUCUUAGGAGCUAGAUUUAUUCUGUUGUUUAUUGGUUUGUAUUUUGUUGUAAAAAGGGUAAUGGAUGCACUUCCCCAACCAUUCAUAUUUCAAUUUGAUUUGUCACUGGCAUUCUCACACUGAUGCUUUGACUUCGUUUUAAGUUGCAUUUUCCUUUGGCUGAUGCUUUGAACUUGAAUCCUGGAUUUUAAAAAGGUGUACUGAGGAGUACUGAGGAAAUUAUUUUAAAGAUGAAAAAAAUAAGAUUUUUCUGACUAAGAAAAUACAGUUGAUGUACAAUCACUAUUACCGUGUAAAAAAAUGAGUUUUAUUUUUGAAAACCAGAGACUGGAUAACCAUAGUAUAUCGUCAUCUUACACUAUUUCUUGUGUUCUCAUUCAGCAUAGCCCUUGUAAAUGCCUUUUAUGAAUGUAUACUGUAAGUAUACAGACGUUUAAAGUGGAAUUGCGUUGACUUGACUUCUAUUUUGCUAAGAAUAUUUUCUCAUAUAGUUAUCCAUGCACUGCCAAUGUAUUUUUUAGGAGAUUUAUGAGGUAUGACAGUUAUUUCUGUAGUUAUUGUGCCUACUUGCCAAAGUUGUGUCAUUUCCUGACUGUAUUACUGUAAUCAUGACAUACCAAGUGGAAACUCUACACAUACACUCAAGGUGUGAUGGCUGAGGUCUUUACCUUCAAUAGCUUGACUGGAGUUCUAUGUUUCCUAAGUUAAUGUUUAUCGAUGUCUAAAUGUAUACAGUACUAAAAACAAAAGAAAUUCACAAACUGUUCUAGCAAAGUGUACAUAAAUGCUUCUAUUAAGAACUUUAGUAGUUUUGUUAACAUACCAAAGUUUCUUUGUAUGCAUGCCUUUAAGAUACUUUAGGAGAGGGAUUCGUGUUAAAAGAAGAAUUAUGUUUGCACAGAUAGAUUUUGUAAAUAUUUGGUUUGCUCUCAUUUUUGUAAAGCUUUAAACCAUACUACAUAAAAAGCAAUGUGGUAAAGAAUUGUGUUGGAAUAAAAACAAUAAAGGUCUGCAUGCUUGUAAUGCAUUUAAGUUCUA